AUGUCAGAGAGUAACGACCUCGCCGCCGCAACCGCCACCGGCAGUGGUUUCCGGAGUCCAACAUUUUCACGGCCGGUUUCAUGGACUGACCGCUCACCGACAAGCAGAAAACCGCUUCCGACGGCGUCAUCGGCGAGUAACAGACCUCGGUCGUUGCUUCCGCCGCUUCGUCCUCUUUCAAUCAACAAACGCAGCAUUGAGGAGUGGCCGAGUGCUGGAUCUGACGAUCUCGGAGUUUGGCCGCAAGCAGAGACUCCGAGAGGGAGAGGUUCGGUCACUGGUUCAGAGUUUCAGUUCAAAAGAGACAAGUUAGCUUUCUAUGAUAAAGAGUGUUCUAGAAUCGCUGAACAUGUUUAUCUUGGAAGCGACACUGUUGCGAAGAAUCAUGAGCUUUUAAGGAAGAAUGGGAUUACGCACGUGCUUAACUGUGUUGGGUUUGUAUGUCCUGAGUAUUUCAAAAGUGAUUUUGUUUACAAAACUCUUUGGUUGCAGGAUAGUCCCACGGAAGACAUCAUAAGUAUUCUGUACGAUGUUUUUGAUUAUUUUGAGGAUGUUAGAUUACAAGGUGGUCGUGUUCUUGUUCAUUGUUGUCAAGGGGUUUCCAGAUCAACCUCUUUGGUCAUUGCUUAUCUUAUGUGGAGAGAAGGACAAAGCUUUGAGGAUGCUUUUCAUUAUGUUAAGAAUGCUCGUGGUGUUACAAAUCCUAACAUGGGUUUUGCUUCUCAACUUUUGCAGUGCCAGAAAAGAGUGGUGAAUGCAAAUGCUAUGCCGUCUAGUCCUAGCUCUGUUCUUAGGAUGUAUAGAAUGGCACCUCAUUCGCCGUAUGAUCCUCUUCAUUUGGUACCGAAAAUGGUUAACAGGCCUUGUGCGAAAGCACUUGAUUCUCGCGGUGCUUUUAUCGUUCAAGUUCCUUCUGCGAUAUACAUUUGGAUUGGUAAAAAUUGUAGUUCGGUAAUGGCUUGUAAUGCACGAAUGGCAGCUUUGCAGGUUGUUCGUUACGAGAAAGCAAAUGCUCCGAUUCGUAGCAUUUAUGAGGAUGAAGAGCCGAUGGAAUUUUGGGCUGCUUUUUCUAACUACCAACUAUUGUUGGGGAGUUCUGGUAAUGACGGAGAGAUGGUGAUGAAGGAUUCUGAUGAAAGAAUGGAGAUCGAUGAUGAUGUUGAUAUGGGGAUUCAUCCUAGGAAAGUUGAUGAUUAUGAUUUGGAUUUUGGGAUUUUUAACAAAGCACUUGCAGGUGGAGUUGUUCCACCUUUUUCUGUGUCUAAUACUGGAUCAGAAACGUUGCUUCCUGCUAGAGAAAAUAGCUGGGGAAGACUAAGAAGGAAGCUUGCUCAGAGUAUCAUGAAAGGGUUGUUUACAUCCUCCAAAUGCUGUGAUAUAGCCUCGCCAAAAGACGAAGUAAAGGCGAACGGUGGUUCAUCGUUGCCACUAACUCCUAGUCGAAAAUCAGAUUCUUUUCCUUGUUCUUUAAGUAACAGCCCGAAAUUCAGUUCCAAGUCACCCACAUUUUCGCCUUCCAACUCCGAUUACGCCAGUUCCUUCACACUUUCGCCCACGUCUACACAUUGGUCUGAAUUGUCAUUCAUGUCCUCUCGACAACCAUCGCCUUCUUCUGGACUCGAAUCAACCGAACAACCCUUUUAUGUCAAUAAAGACGCGCCUUUCUUAGAAAGGUCCUCUUCGCCUCGCAAUGAAGCCACUGUCUCUUCAUCUUCAGAGACACUUUCGGCUAACCGUGCCGUGGUAAGGACAAAGUCCUACAAAGGGUCUAACUCUAACCGUUCCAUUGCAGAGCGGAGAGGGAGUAAACCGCCGCCUCAAAUGCUAGUACCUCCUUUCAGGGAAUCAUCGCGUGCAGUCUGA
Messenger RNA from Lathyrus sativus (Indian pea), 1863 nucleotides. The record is from the annotation of a GenBank genome assembly. NCBI's taxonomy places the organism in Eukaryota, Viridiplantae, Streptophyta, Magnoliopsida, Fabales, Fabaceae.